GGAUUCUGCGCUGUUUGCUUCAGGAGUUUGUUCACGACCUUAUGACAUUUCACGGCCUCUAAAGAUACCCUUGCUGUACAUUCGACUGUCAUCUUCCUUCAGAAUUCCUGCAACGUACAUAACGACCUUUCGAACUGGGACACAACGACUUGCUCUGGCGUAGCAUCGCACAGCAACAAUGAGCGGUCCACCCCCGCCUCCUCAUGGGGAGGUGCCCAAAUCAUCGGGUUUACCGCCAGGAAAAUACGAUAUCUUCAUAAUACCUCCACACUCCUCGGGAUCCGGCUUUCUCUACCUCCCGUCCUUAAGACCGAAUGUUAAUAGUUUCGCCGCCGGCUUUGCUUCUGCCCUCGUACUAGUUGCUCUAGGUUCGAUGGCGGCACCAGCUAUCCAAAACUGGUGGUACAAUCUGAAGGGAUCUGGUGGGAUGGGGACGAUGCUGCUCAUGUUAGCAAUAGGCGUUGGAGCGUGGGCUCUGGGAAGAACACAAACAGAUGGAGGAUCAAAGCCUGGCGGAGGUAGAGAAGGUGGUGUCCCACCACAGAGCGGUCCUCACGGUAGUUACAGUGGUGCAAGUUCAAGUAGCCAUUCCGGUGGAUAUGCAGGCGGCCCAGCUCCAGGCCAGGGACCAUCCCCAGACCAGGGACCGCCUCCAGGUCACGGACCUCCCCCAGGCCAUGGACCGCCUCCCGGCGGUGGACCUACGGCAGGAGACCGACCCAAAUCGAGCUGGCAGCGACCAGACGCGCCACCGCCACAGCCGGGCGCAACUGGCGCAAGCUCAAAUACAGCCGGUGCCAAUGGUGCAGCUAAGGGCGCUUGGGAGAGAGCCAGAGAAGAAACCAAGAGGAAGGAGGAAGAACGGAAGGCAAAGGAAGCGGAGAAAAAGCGGAAGGAGGAUCUCGAGAAGAAAUUAAAAGAAGCCCGCGAAAGAGAAGCCCGUGAGCGGGAAGCACGAGAAAAGCUAGAAAAAGAGAAAGAGGCUCGUGAGAAAGAAGCCCGCGAGAAAGAAGCCCGUGAGAAAGAAGCCCGUGAGAAAGAAGCCCGUGAGAAAGAAGCCCGUGAGAGAGAAGCCCGUGAGAGAGAAGCCCGUGAGAAAGAAGCUCGGGAAAGGCUAGCUCGAGAGGCUCGCGAGAAAGAGGCUCGGGACAUGGAAGCUCGGGAGAGGGAAGCUCGGGAGAGCGAAAUACGGGAGAGAAUGGCACGGGCAAGGGAGAUUCGAGAAGCUCGAGAAAGAGAGGCCAAGGAAAGAGAGGCACGAGAAAGAGAGGCUCGAGAAAGAGAGGCUCGAGAAAGAGAGGCCAAGGCAAAAGAGGCCAAGGAAAGAGAGGCACGGGAAAAAGCAGCUCGGGAGAAGAAGGAGCAGGAGGAGAAAGUGAAACUAAAGGGAAGUACCACCUAUGCGUUUUCUGCAGUUGGAGAAAAGACAAAUCCCUGGCCACGCGGGCGGCCUCCAUCACCACCAGUCCGCUCACAGUCGCCCUCACCUACUAAGAAACCGCCUGCUCCAACAGCAAAGACUUACUUAGGCACCGACGAUGAUGCUUACUCCUACCGACCUUAUGACAAACCGAAGAAGCCUAUGCACAAAAAGUCACAAUCCUCCCUCUAUUCCGAGUCUUCAUACACAGCAUCACAAUCCACAGCCCGAACGACACCCCCUCCUUCGCAUCGUGGUCCCUACAGCACCAAGGACCCCAACAAGAUCGUCAUAAAAGCGGUCUACGCCUUCAACAAUACCUUCAUUAAAACUCCCACCUCGCAGCUCGUUGCAGGAGUAGGAUCAGUAACGGAUGGACUAAUCCUCAGGAUCACAACCGAGGGUCUCUUCAUCGACGAUGAUGUCCGCGGCGUCCCACAACGAGAGUGGGACGUCAAGGCAUGGACAAUGAAACUCGUAGAGGUAUGGUGCCCUUCUCUCCGCCAGGGCCCCGCUGGCAAUUCUGCGUCUGCUCGCUUUGCUUCUCCGCACAAGCCAAAUCAUGUUCGUCGAUUUUGGGGCUUGGAAAAGGAUCGACAGCAAACAUCUGAAGAGAUCGAUGCGCUCUUGCUCGAUAUGCUGCAGGUCUGUCGGGAAAAUUGUCGUCCGCGUGCUACUUCUUCUGCGUCUUCUGCCUAUUCUGCCUAUUCUGCGAGUUCUGCUGCGAGUUCUACCUAUUCUGCGAGUACUUUUGAUGAUCGAUCUUCUGUUACGUCCGAUUCGGCUUAUGGUUCUUCUGUCGGUUCGCCUCCGCCCAGGUACAAGAGAACUAAUGGCUUUUCCUUCCAGACUGGGGAGUUGAAGAUGGCGGGGCUGCACGUGCUGCGGGCGAGCAUCCGCGACCAGGACGGGAAGAGGUAUGUCUUCAUAAUCUCAGAGGAGGAGAGCUGGAAGGUCUCUGUGGGACUGCAGAGGCUGAGGAAGGGAUCUCAAGUCCGGGCUCUGGGCGUCAGCGGCAUGAGUAGCAGCGAUGCACGAGGCACGCUGGAGAACCUCGGAUGGAUAUGAUGAUGCUGCUUUUUAAAGAGAAAAAGGCAGCGAGUGUGAGUAAUGUCAGAGAGGAAUGUAUGAAGUAAGGGGGUCGGUCAUCAAGGGAGGAAACGGAGUCAGUCGACUGAUCAGCUUGGAAUGCGCACCAAAAAGUCGAGAGCGGGCAUUUUACAAGAACGGUUUCAUAAAAUCAUGAGCGACGGAGUUCUUUCGCACACACCUAUGCAAAUAGGUCCUGCAGGGUCGGUUUAUUUGUUUAUUUGUUUAGAGUCAUGUAGUCCUGUCCCAGCCAGGCGAACUUGGGGGAAAUGGGAAGGAAGGAUGGAAGGAAGGGGGGAAAUUGAUUGGUUGAUUGAUUUGCACAUACGGAGGAGGGACGGGAGUCAAAGUUGACUUACCUGACGGUCAAAAAACUUCUCUUUUUCAUAAUACAUACUGGGUUCAGUAAUACAAUACAUACACCUACAUACAUACAUAGU
Messenger RNA from Amorphotheca resinae ATCC 22711, 2949 nucleotides. RefSeq lists its product as hypothetical. The transcript has 2 exons. Lineage: Eukaryota; Fungi; Ascomycota; Leotiomycetes; Helotiales; Amorphothecaceae. The record is from RefSeq and is a predicted model, not a curated record. The coding region runs from base 179 to 2488 and encodes 769 amino acids.